Messenger RNA from Benincasa hispida (wax gourd), 2997 nucleotides. Its product is annotated as scarecrow-like protein 34. NCBI's taxonomy places the organism in Eukaryota, Viridiplantae, Streptophyta, Magnoliopsida, Cucurbitales, Cucurbitaceae. The record is from RefSeq and is a predicted model, not a curated record.
AUCUACGGCAAGGAAAAGGGAAAGACAAUAAAGAACCUUGACCAAUACCUUAUCGCUUCGUCUCUCAGUCACUCUCAAUCAGCCAUUUCCAGGAAACAACUGAAGAAGACGAUUAUUUCAACUUUAUAAACCUAAAAAACUCACUGCCUCAUCAAUUACCGCUCCUCCCCUUUCGUUUUACCUUCUUCUUCUUCUUCCCUCUUUUCAGCUCCUUCUCCAUCGCUUGCUUUUCCCCUGUUUCUUAGCUUUUCUUACACCUGAUCAUUCUAAUCUUGUGAAUCUGUUGGCGUAGAUGACAAUGGAUCCAAACCUUAACGGUUUCCCACAUCCUAGUGUUGAUUAUCAAACCCCUUUAACCCAAUUCCAUGAUCAAACUUCUUUACCCACUUCAUAUCUAUACCCAGAACUCGAAAACACUUUUGUAUUCAACCACCCAUCUCCAGAUCUUGUUCCUAUUUUCCCCAACGAACCAAACCCUAAAAAUUUAUCAGCGGCGGUGGAGUUGAAAUUAUCUGAAAUUGGGCGAAGCCCAGGUGGCGAUUCUUCCUCAGACGAGAGUGAUUUCAAGGAAAGUGUUCUCAAGUACAUAAGUCAAAUGCUUAUGGAAGAGAAUUUGGAGGAGAAGCCUUGUAUGUUUUAUGAUCCAUUGGGGCUUGAAGUUACAGAGAAAUCAUUCUAUGAUGCUCUUGGUAAGAACUACCCUCCUUCACCUAAUCAACCUCCUUUAUUGGAUUGUGACAGUGAUCUUGGUAGUACUAAUGUUAGUGUUGGCAAUAGCAAUUCCCCUGACCCACAAUGGGUUGUUGAUCCUGGUGAACAUAAAUCCUCUGUACUUCCAAGGCCUGUUCUUAGUAACUCGUAUCAAAACAGUCAUGAGCUGGUUAAUGAGUUGCUGGCUCACAAUAUCUUUAGUGAUAGCUCAUCUAUAUUGCAAUAUCAAAAGGGGUUGGAGGAAGCAAGUAAGUUUCUUCCAGUUGGUACUCAGUUGAAUAUUGAUCUUGGCACUGGGAUGAUGUCGGGAGUAGUUUCUAAGCUAAUGGAUACAACAGAGAAGGAUAAAAGGGAGAAUUCGCCGAAUGGAUCAAAGAGAAGGAAGAGUUAUGAACUUGAAGAUGUAGACCUGGAUUCAGAAGAAGGGAGGAGAAACAAGCAACAUGCUACCAAUAAUGUAGAUGAGGAAGAAUUAUCUGAUAUGUUCGAUAAGGUUUUACUUCAUGAUUGUGGAAAUGAGACUGUUGCAAAUGGCGGGUGUGAAAAAUUUAAUAGAUCUAUUACUCCGAAAGCUCGAGAAAAGAAACAGGAGAAGAGAAAAGACUCUGUGGAUUUGAGAAACCUUUUGAUAUUAUGUGCACAAGCUGUGUCUUCUGAUGAUCGUCGGAUUGUGUAUGAACUACUUAAGCAGAUUAGGCAGCAUUCUACAAUCAUUGGGGAUGGUUCUCAAAGAAUGGCUCAUUUCUUUGCCAACGCUCUUGAGGCUCGCAUGGUUGGGACUGGCACAGGAAGUAGAAUCUACUAUGAAUCAUUAGCUCAAAGCAAAAUUUCAGCCGCUGAUAUGUUGAAAGCUUACCAAGCUCACUUAUCAUCCUGCCCUUUUAAGAAGCUCUCACUCUUUUUCAUGAUUAAAAUGAUUUUGAAGGUUGCUGAGAAUGCAAAAAGUCUUCAUGUUAUUGAUUUUGGCAUUUGUUAUGGUUUCUUGUGGCCAAUGUUAAUUCAGUUUCUUGCACAACUACCUGAUGGUCCGCCUAAGCUACGCAUUACUGGUAUAGAUCAUCCUCUACCAGGAUUUCGUCCAGCAGAAAAGAUUGACGAGUCAGGCCGUCGUUUGGAAAAAUACUGCGAGCGGUUUAAAGUUCCUUUUCAAUAUCAAGCCAUAGCAUCAAAUAACUGGGAAACUAUCCGAGUUGAAGACUUAAAGCUUGAUAGCAAUGACGUGCUCGUUGUGAACUGUUUCUACAGGUUUAACAACCUACUUGAUGAAACAGUCGAAGAAAGUAGUCCACGGGAUGCUGUUCUGCAUUUAAUAAGGAAGAUAAAUCCGAACAUCUUUGUCCAUUCUGUGGUUAAUGGAUCCUACCAUGCGCCCUUCUUCAUAACACGAUUCAGGGAAGCACUCUUUCACUUCUCUGCAUUAUAUGAUGCUUUAGACGUUAAUUUACCUCGCGACAGCGAAGAGAGGAUGAUGCUAGAGAGAGAGUUUAUGGGUCGGCAAAUUAUGAACGUUGUCGCAUGUGAGGGUGCUCAGAGGGUUGAGAGGCCGGAGACCUAUAAGCAGUGGCAGGUUAGAUGUAUGAGGGCAGGUUUCAGGCAGCUUCCUUUAGACAAGGAGAUCAUGAACAAGUUUAGGAUCAAAUUAACAUCCUAUUACCACAAAGAUUUUGUACUAGAUGAAGAUGAGGGCUGGAUGCUUCAAGGAUGGAAAGGUAGGAUUGUCUAUGCUUCUUGUUGCUGGGUGCCGGCAUAGAUGUAUUGCUUGCCGUAACUUGGGACCGGAAAAUGGGACUCAACAUUGUCAAGAGAUGCAUUCAAUUCCCUUGCCGCUGAUAAUGAUCAAGGCAGACCUAGUUUGUGAUAUCUGUAUUUCUCUCUACUGUGAGAAGUUUUGAAGGUAAUGGAAGGAUACAAGAAGGCCAAGUUCUGAAAAAAGAGGCUGUCCUUGUCUUAGUUUAUUUCACUUGUUAGAUCAGUGCAAAGCAUUACCUUAUAAGCUUAAUAGGUACUAAGAGACCAGUGUACCUUUGCUUUGUAUAUAAAAACGGUAGAUGAUCAGUAGUUUGAGUCUAUUCCUUAUCAAAGAAAGGUCACGCAGGGCAUCUCAAGAAUUUUGUUUUCUGAUGACCAUAGGGUUGAUGGGUAUAGUACCUGGGAGAAUCUUUUGAUAUGAAUGUCAGAUUCAAAUUCUGUUGCCCAUGAAAUAAUUAGAGAUUUUUGUCAAAGAUGGAUAACAUUCCAUCUCGAAUUCAAAAUCUUUCACAGUUGUUGAUGGAUGUACUUGAUGGA